Molecule: messenger RNA, 5582 nt
Organism: Eubalaena glacialis (North Atlantic right whale)
Lineage: Eukaryota; Metazoa; Chordata; Mammalia; Artiodactyla; Balaenidae
Gene: ARHGEF10
Product: Rho guanine nucleotide exchange factor 10
Exons: 30
Coding region: 126-4397 (1423 amino acids)
Biological process (GO): actin cytoskeleton organization; positive regulation of stress fiber assembly; mitotic spindle assembly
Cellular component (GO): centrosome
Molecular function (GO): guanyl-nucleotide exchange factor activity; protein binding
Source: RefSeq, a predicted model, not a curated record
GCGCAUCCCGGGGCCGCCGACAAGAGGAGGGGAGAGGGGUCCUCGGAGGGACGGCGGCCCGGGGUCCUGUCACGGCUGCAGGGUCCCGGAUCCUCCGAGCCCAGGAGCGAGGUGGACGCGGCAGCAUGGACCAGCCGGGCCUGCUGGCUCCCACCCGGGAAGAGAGUGAAGUCAAGUACGACACUAACAACAACGAGGAAGAGGAGGGGGAACAGCUGGAUCUCGACAGCGGAGAUGAAGCUCCAGAAGCAGACAGACGGGCUCCGGGCGCCCCCGAGGCAGGGGACACGGGAGCAGACAGCCCCGCCGCCAGCACCGCCAUCCCCGCCACCGACACCGCGGCCGGGUCAGGACACGAAAAUGGGACGGGAGCGGACACAGAUACCCUGGCGGAACCACUGAGACCCGGGGUCCCGACGAGAGUCAACCCCUACUCCGUCAUCGACAUCACACCCCUCCAUGAGGACCAGCCGCCGCCGCCUCCAGACCCGGAGGCCGAGGGGGAGGGCGGGGGCCUGCACGUGCCCAGCGGGUACUCGGUGCCUGUGCCCUGCGGCUACGCCGUGCCCUCCGGCCUGCCCCUGCUGCUGCCCGCCUACUCCAGCCCCGUCCUCACCCCCGCGGGCCCCGCAGAGACACAGGAAGGAGUAGAAGACAGCCAGCUGGAUUCCUUGAGUUCUGAGGAUCCAACAAACAGUGAAGAUCCAGUCCAUAAGGAGGACAGUGCCCUCGCCCGGUGGGUUGCAGAUCCGGCCAAUACAGCCUGGAUGGAAAAUCCGGAAGAAGCCAUUUAUGAUGACGUGCCAAGAGAAAAUUCAGACUCUGAGCCAGAUGAAAUGAUUUAUGAUGAUGUUGAGAAUGGAGAUGGAGGUGGAAACAGCUCCCUGGAGUACGGGUGGAGUUCGAGCGAAUUUGAGAGCUACGAGGAGCAGAGCGACUCGGAGAGCAGAACCGGGGCCCCCCAGCCCUUCCUGCGCAGCGACCACAAAAAGCAACUGGACCCGUGUUCCCAGAUGCACCACCAGCAAUGCCGACAGAGGAGGCCAGGUGGCCCAGCAGCAGAGACGGUGGAGGGCCAGCCCCGGGCAGCCGUGAGUGCAGAGUCUUCACCAGGUCCAGCACGCAUCCGUCCUGUGGGGCAGCGUCCCGAGGGCAGCUCUAAGGAGUACCAAGUUUCCUGGUUUAAAAAGUCGUAUUUCAGAAGCUGCCAAAAUAACACCCUUUCCCAUGACCUAACCCGCUUAAAGGAGCACUAUGAGAAAAAGAUGAGACAUUUGGUGGCAAACGCGGUGGGCGCGGUAGAGAUUCAGCAGCUAAAGCACAAACAUGAACUGAAGAUGCAGAAGCUCGUGAAGGCCGCCAAGGAGGGCACCAAGGAUGGCCUGGAGAAGACGAAGGCUGUGGUGAAGCGGGGCCGCUCCUUCAUCAGGACCAAGUCCUUCGUCUCUGCAGACCACAGAUCCUGUCUUGAAGAGGAGCAGAACUUGUUCAUCGACGUAGACUGCAAGCACCCGGAAGCCAUCCUCACCCCGAUGCCCGAAGGCUUGUCUCAGCAGCAGGUCGUAAGAAGAUAUAUUCUGGGUUCGGUUGUCGACAGUGAAAAGAGCUACGUGGACGCUCUUACGAGGAUUUUGGAGCAAUACGAGAAGCCGCUGUCUGAGAUGGAACCCAAGAUCCUGAGCGAGAGGAAGCUGAAGACGGUCUUCUACCGGGUCAAGGAGGUCCUGCAGUGCCACUGCAUGUUCCAGAUCGCGCUGGCCAGCCGCGUGGCCGAGUGGGACUCGGUGGAGAUGAUCGGAGAUGUCUUCGUGGCCUCGUUUUCCAAGUCCAUGGUGCUGGAUGCUUACAGUGAAUACGUGAAUAAUUUUAGCACAGCUGUGGCAAUCCUUAAAAAAACGUGUGCUACAAAACCUGCUUUUCUUGAAUUUUUAAAGCAGUGCCAGGAGUCCAGCCCUGACCGCGUCACGCUGCACAGCCUGAUGACGAAGCCCAUCCAGAGGUUCCCGCAGUUCAUCCUGCUGCUCCAGGACAUGCUGAAGAACACGCCCCGAGGACACCCCGACCGGCUGCCCCUCCAGAUGGCGCUGACGGAGCUUGAGACACUGGCAGAGAAAUUAAACGAGAGGAAGAGGGACGCUGAUCAACGCUGCGAAAUCAAACAAAUAGCAAAAGCCAUAAACGAGCGGUACCUGAACAAGCUUCUCAGCAGCGGAAGUCGCUACCUCGUCCGCUCCGACGACGUGAUAGAAACCGUCUACAACGACCGGGGGGAGAUCGUGAAAACCAAGGAGCGCCGGCUCUUCAUGCUGAAUGACGUGCUCAUGUGCGCCACGGUCAGCGCCCGCACCUCUCAUGACAGCGGUGCCCUGACAUCGACCGGCCAGAGGUAUUUGUUGAAGUGGAGCGUCCCUCUCGGGCACGUGGAAGUGAUAGAAUACGGCGGCAGCGAGGGCUCGGGGGAGAGUGGCAGGGGUCCCGUGGUGCCCGCACCCGAGAGCCUGGCAGUGGUGGCCGGCACCAAGCCAAACAGAGUUUACAUGGGGCCGGGGCAGCUGUAUCAAGAUUUACAAAACUUGCUGCAUGACUUAAAUGUCAUCGGUCAAAUCACUCAACUGGUUGGAAACCUCAAAGGAAACUAUCAGAACUUGAACCAGUCGGUAGCCCACGACUGGACCUCGGGUUUACAGAGACUUAUUUUGAAGAAGGAAGAGGAGAUCAGAGCGGCCGACUGCUGUCGUAUCCAGUUACAGCUCCCGGGGAAGCAGGACAAGUCCGGCCGGCCAACUUUCUUCACCGCCGUGUUCAAUACCUUCACCGCCGCCAUCAAGGAGUCCUGGAUCAACAACCUGCAGAUGGCCAAGCUCGCCCUCGAGGAAGAGAACCACCUGGGCUGGUUCUACGUGGAGGACGACGGGAAUCAGAUCAAGAAGGAGAGGCACCCCCUCCUCGUGGGACACAUGCCCGUGACGGUGGCCAAGCAGCAGGAGUUCAAGAUCGAAUGUGCCGUUUAUAAUCCUGAGCCUUACCUAAAUAAUGAGAAUCAGCCAGACUCGUUUUCCACGGCUCAUGGUUUCCUGUGGAUCGGAAGCUGCACCAGUCAGAUGGGUCAGAUAGCCAUCGUCUCCUUUCAAAACUCCAGCCCCAAGGUCAUCGAGUGCUUCAACGUGGAGUCCCGCGUCCUGUGCAUGGUGUACGUGCCCGCAGAGGACAGGCCCCGGGAGCCCGAGAGCACGGGGGGCCGAGUGCUGGGCGUCCCCACCGUCUGCCUGGGGACGGAGGAGGGGAGCAUUUCCAUUUAUAAAAGCAGCCAAGGCUCCAAGAAGGUGCGGCUCCAGCACUUCUUCACUCCCGAGAAAUCCACGGUCAUGAGCUUGGCCUGCACGCCCCAGAGCCUGUACGCCGGCCUGGUCAACGGGGCCGUGGCCGUCUACGCCAGAGCGGACGAUGGAUCCUGGAAUUCCGAACCUCAAACAGUGAUAAAAUUAGGCGUCCUCCCAGUUCGAAGUCUGCUAAUGAUGGAAGACACACUGUGGGCGGCGUCUGGAGGUCAAGUGUCUGUAAUCAGUGUGGAGACUCACGCCGUGGAGAGCCAGCUGGAGGCCCACCAGGAGGAGGGCAUGGUGGUCUCACACAUGGCCAUUGCCGGCGUGGGCAUCUGGAUCGCCUUCACCUCGGGGUCCACGCUCCGCCUCUUCCACACGGAGACGCUCAAACAUCUCCAGGACAUCAACAUCGCCACCCCGGUCCACCAUAUGCUGCCAGGACACCAGCGGCUGUCUGUGACCAGCCUGCUCGUCUGCCACGGCCUGCUGAUGGUCGGCACCAGCCUGGGCGUCGUGGUGGCCCUGCCCGUCCCUCGUCUGCAGGGGAUCCCCAAGGUGACCGGACGAGGCCUGGUCUCCUACCACGCCCACAACGGGCCCGUCAAGUUCCUGGUCGUGGCCACAGCCGCCCCCAAGGCAGACAGAGACAAGCCCAGGGACAGCCCGCCCCCCGGUGCCGACCCCCAGGAUGAAGACCACAGGGACGCGCUCCCCGGUGAGGGGCCCGGGCCCUGCCCGAGCCGCAGCGGCCCCGACGCCAUCUGGCUGGGGGCUUCGCUGGGCUCCCUCGCCCAGGCCAGCGACGUCUCCUCCACUUCUGGGUCCCCGACGCCUUCCCAGGGCUCGGGCUCCCUGGGGCCCCGCUCAGAGGAGGGCUUCGUCCAGGACCCCCCGCGGCUCCCCUGCAGCUCCCCCGGCCGAGGGCGGCGGGCCAGGAAGGCCAAGGCCAGCUCCGUGCUGGUGGCCUGUGGGGGACAGGGCCACCGGCGGGUGAGCAGGAAGGCCAGGCAGCAGCGGCCAGAGGAGCUGGCCUCGUCCGUCAUGGUCUGGCAGAUUCCCCUGCUGAACGUGUGAGCCCAGGCCGAGAUCCGGGGGUGGCCUUUCGGCCGAGUCACACACCCCGAGCGGUCCCGCCGCAUCUGCGCUGGCUGGGGAUGAAUCGCCCACCGUUUCGGGGCCGAAAAGUGCAAUAUUGUCAAGGGGGCGUCUCCCUCCACCCCACGCAGGGGAGCCCCGUGUGGACGCGCAUGAGGAAGCGGGGUGGACGCCGCAUUUGAGUGGGUGGGGGUCCCGGGAGGAUGCUCCACCCCUGACCCCCGUGGUCCUUAAUAAACACGGGACGCUGCAGACCUGUUCUCGUAGCCUGUCACCUAGAGAACUCGCAGACUCAGAACUCACGGGGAAAUACAGCAUAUUCACUGGUGGGGGGGUUUAUUAACAAUUCUUAAAGUAAUUGUACUUGAUUCAGAUUCACUACUUUUAUUUAUAUUGUAUAUCUUUUAACUCCAGAAUAGAGUUUGUCACAAUGAAGAAAGCCAGGUGACACAUACCAGGCCGGGUGGUGUUAUAUGCUUUCUGAGUUGAACUGAGUUUUCCAAAGUGGUAUAAUGCGUGUACUGUAUAUUUUUAACAAAGUAGUAUUUUUAUAUCGCAUUUUUCUAUUAAAAAAAUUAACAAAGUUUUAGUCACUAUGUUAUCUGUAACAUUUCACAAAUAAUGUUUGCUUUGAACCAAAAUCCUCAAUGCCUAUCAACAUUUAGACUCAAGCGUCAAUGCCAAAAUAUCCACGUUGGACAUGUGUGUGUUUUAGUGUCUCAGGAGACGUAGAAGGUGUCUUGCUUGGUCCAUCCUUUCCUGCUGUGUUUGCAUCUGUCGACCAGGAACGCUUCUAGCUUUGAAUGCAUGUCCUGAAGGACGCACGGUGCCGGUCAGGGUGGGCGCCGGUGCUGGCGGCGGACACAGGACACAGGAAAGGUGGCCCUUGGUCGGCAGACUGGCACUUAGGGCCCCUUCUGCGGGCGUCGUGCACGAGUGAUCCGUGAGUUCGCUGUGCUCCACGUGUAGUUAUCUAUCAAUGUUCUACUUACUGGAUGGCUAAAACAAUGCAAGUCCACCCGAGAUUAAUGUCUCAGCACUUUACAGGUGAUUAAAAAUGCUAAUUUUAUGACUUUGCCAAAUAUUUUCCAAGGUGCAUAUGUGCCCCCAUGUGAAAGAAAUAUCUCCCCCAGGCUUCCUUAAACUAUUAGCUGCUAUCUUAUU